Dipodomys ordii (Ord's kangaroo rat) is the source of this 1560-nucleotide messenger RNA. Its product is annotated as DNA dC->dU-editing enzyme APOBEC-3-like. Gene Ontology annotation, molecular function: cytidine deaminase activity; RNA binding; zinc ion binding. Lineage: Eukaryota; Metazoa; Chordata; Mammalia; Rodentia; Heteromyidae. The coding region runs from base 228 to 1430 and encodes 400 amino acids. Gene Ontology annotation, biological process: defense response to virus; negative regulation of single stranded viral RNA replication via double stranded DNA intermediate; DNA cytosine deamination. The transcript is spliced from 8 exons. Gene Ontology annotation, cellular component: P-body; cytoplasm; nucleus. The record is from RefSeq and is a predicted model, not a curated record.
UCUUGGCCGUCCUGGCCCACACAGGCCCUGACUCCUCUGCCCAGCCAGGGCAGCGAAGCAAGGAGAGAAGAAGUUAGGGCUGAGCUCCGAGGAGGCGCUGGGCACCAGAGCCCUCCCAUUGUGGGGCUGAAGCAGGAAGAAGGUGGGGCCUGGGUUCAGAAAGCCCUGGUCACUGGCGGUUAUCAGGGGAGGGGGUCUGCCCAAAUCAGGAGCCUCAUAAGCACAAAAUGCAGCUGCAGCGCCAGAGACCGAGAGCCGGGCUGGGACCCUCCUGCCUGGGAUGUCUGUAUCCGUCUACACAGAUAAGAAACCCCAUGUUCACCUUAAGUCAAGGAUCAUUCUACUUCCAUUUCCAAAACCUUCUUUACGCCAACGGCCGGCAUACAACCUUCCUAUGCUGUCGAGUGGAAAGACAACAGGAAGGCCUGAUAGACACGAGGGUCUUCAAAAACCAGGGCAUCCAUGCGGAGCUCUGCUUCCUCCAUUGGUUCCAUGACGAGGAGUUCUUCCCCGGAGAGGACUACCAGCUCACCUGGUACAUGUCGUGGAGCCCCUGCCCCGACUGUGCGGAGCAGGUGGCCCAGUUCCUGGCGACGCACCGCAACGUGAGCCUGACCAUCUUCAUCGCCCGCCUCUACUACCACUGGCUGCCCCAGUUCCAGCAGGGGCUCCGCCGGCUGUGCCAGGAGGGCGCCCAGGUGGAGGUCAUGUCCUACCAAGAAUUUGAAGACUGUUAUGAAGAGUUUGUGAAGAAGUCCUUCAGGCCGUGGAAGGGGCUGUACACUAAUUAUAAGCAACAGGAAAUCACACUGAGGAGGAUUCUCGGAAGCACGGUGAGUCUGUUAAAAGAAGAAACCUUCCUCUUCCAGUUCAACAACCGGCACCGGGUGCCCAGGCACUGCGGCCAGUACCGGCCCCGCAGGAGGACCUACCUGUGCUACCUGCUGGCUCGCCCCGGGGACACCACCGCCCCCACCAAAGGCUGCCUUCAAAACAAGAAAGGUCACCAUGCAGAAAUCCGCUUCAUUGAGAGAAUUCGGUCCAUGGGCCUGGACCCCAGCCAAGACUACCAGAUCACCUGUUACCUCACAUGGAGCCCCUGCCUGGAUUGUGCCUUCAAACUGGCUAAGCUCAAAAAAGACUUCCCGCGCCUGACUCUGAGGAUCUUCACCUCCCGCCUGUACUUCCACUGGAUCCGGAAGUUUCAGAAGGGGCUGCAUCAGCUGUGGCUGUCAGGGGUGCUGGUGGCGAUCAUGGGCCUCCAAGAGUUUACUGACUGCUGGAACAACUUUGUAAACCACCAGCAAAGAAGCUUCGCCCCCUGGGAGAAACUGGAUGCGUACAGCAAGAACAUACGAGAGAGGCUGGGCCGGAUCCUGAGGUCUUGGGGCUGUGGACCUACACCAUCCUCAGGAGGGGAUUCAAGGUGACCUUGGAACAUCAGUGCCUCCUCCAUCCCCUGCCCCUAGCCAAGACUGAAAGUCUUUCCUCCUACAUUUCUUUCUUUUGGUGUGUGUUCUGGAGCUUGAACUCAGGGCAUGGGUGUUGUCCCAAAGCUUU